ACGCCCACUUGCCCAAGAUGCAGCAAGAAGAGGAACGGGUGGUGUACCGUCAGUGGGGAGACAGCGGGGAGGACGACAUAACGAGGCUGCCCAGGGACUGGGAGGCACGGGUUGCAGCUGACGGCAGAGUCUUCUUUCUCAACCACGAGUCGAAGACCACGUGUUGGGACAGCCCCCUCAAUAACAAACGUUAUAGGGUCGACAGAGGUUUGCCAUACGGCUGGCAGAAAUACAAAGACGAAGAGGGUGCUGCACACUACGUUGAUCACCUGAACCAGUUCUCUUGUCUGGUCGAUCCUCGUCUUCUGACUGACAAUGUAUUUGAGCUGCCCUCAGUCUACCACAUCAAGAAGACCAACACCAUGGCCACUCGGUUCAGACCCCUCUCUCGAGCGACCUCUGUCAUGGAGGGCGUGGACCUCUCUCGCAGGGUGGCCAUUGUCACCGGAGCCAAUUCAGGACUCGGAUUUGUUACGGCACUGCGUCUUGCUGAGAAGGGGGCUCAUGUGAUCCUUGCCUGUCGUCACAUGACACGUGCCUCUACAGCCCUCACCAAGAUUCAAAACUUAGUGCCGGAUGCCAAGGCCGAAGUGAUGGAACUCGACCUGGCCUCUCUGCACAGUGUUAGGGAGUUUGCUGUCUCGUUCCAGAAACGGCACCUCCCUCUCCACAUUCUGGUUCUGAAUGCGGCCGUGUUCGGCAUGCCACUCGCCAGGACAGUUGACGGGAUCGAGACGCACUUUGCCGUCAAUCAUCUCGCCCACUUCCACCUGGCCAACCUCCUCGCCGACAAUCUCCGAGACUCCGCCCCCUCCAGAGUUGUCGUUCUGGCCUCCGAGUCUCACUGGUACACGACCGCUGAUCCUACAGUUCCUCUCCACAUCUCCACACUUCCACAUCCCCCAAAGCACACAUACACCGCAGUCACUGCCUACGGAGCCUCGAAGCUCUGCAACCUCCUCUUUACCUUUGAGUUCCACCGAAGAUUCUCAUCCGAUGGAGUCUGUUGUCACGCAGUACACCCCGGUAACCUCCUAGCAACCAAUCUCACCUGGAAUGCGGGAAUGUUGUACAGGAUCUCGGUGCUCUUGGCUAGACCUUUCACCAAAUCACUCGAGCAAGCAGCAGCCACAGUCCUCUACUGCGCUGCCCACCCAUCCCUGGAGAGAGUGAGUGGACUGUACUGGUACGAGUGCCAGCCAGUGGAGCCUUCGCCAGACGCCCUGGACCCAGAGCUAGCCGACGGUCUCUGGGGCUUCAGCCACCAGCUCAUACACGAGAGGGCCCGACUUAGUGACAGCUCCAGUAGUGAACCUUUGUGAUGAACAUUAUGUACAAACACAACUCACACAUCAAGUCAAUUUUGUUUGUUCACUACACUUUGUGUCAAGCUAAUGUGUAAGGUCCUAUUUUGUACUAUAAAGGUUCCUGAGUGAUAUGUUCAAUAGAUAAUCUUUCUCGGCGGUGAGGGUUUAAAAAUGAAGUGAAUAAAACCAGUGCGGUAUUUGAAUUGUCAGUUCAAUGAUCAGUUGACGGUCUCCUCUGUGUUCGCAGCUGUGUAGACGACACUGUCCCUCUCUCCUCCCUUGUCUCUCUUCACUUUCCCUCUGUGAGAAACCCUCCUCAGCAGCUCCUUUCCCUCCUCCUCCCCCUCACUCUCCUCCUCCUCCUCUCCCUCCUCCACCUCCUCCUCUUUCCCCUUCUCGCUCUUGACAUAGUAGCGAACCGGUCGACUCUUGAAGAGAAAUACGAUACUCAGAGCAGUGCUCACGACACACAGGAGUGCGACGGUUGUCAACAUUGGGUUGAGUCGGUCAG
Molecule: messenger RNA, 1818 nt
Organism: Geodia barretti
Lineage: Eukaryota; Metazoa; Porifera; Demospongiae; Tetractinellida; Geodiidae
Source: the annotation of a GenBank genome assembly